GCCAGUUCUGAAGCCCAUCUGUGGGCAAGUGUGAGGGGCUCCGCACGUGGGGUUGGGGCUGGCAGCCGGCAGGAGGGCUGAGCGUGUGUUUGGUUCAGUGUGUCGUGCCUGGGGGUGGUGUGUAAGCGUCGUCUCCUUGGGGUUUGAGCGGGGGAGAAAUCAAUGUGGUCAUUAGUCGUGGAAAGAAUUCCACCCAGGGUGCCGGGACCAGCGUGCGUGGAAGCCCAUCCGAUGGUACCUCACAGGGACUAGGAGAGACGAGCCUGGUCGGACAGUGGGAAUGUGAACCUCUUACCUAAGAGCUCCAAGGAGUUUGGCUCCGUGGACUAUUGGGAGAAGUUCUUCCAGCAGCGAGGAAAGAAAGCUUUCGAGUGGUACGGAACCUACCUGGAACUGUGCGGCGUGCUGCACAAAUACAUCAAACCCAGGGAAAAGUGCGGCCCCACUACAGCGUCAUCAUGUUUGACGUAGACAGUAAGGACCCGACACUGGGGAUGAGUUGUCCGCCGCCGGCUUUUGUGGACCAGCCUUUCCUGCAGAAGGUCAAAAGCAUCUUGACUCCUGAAGGUGGCGAAUACUUGUUCUGCUGGGAAACAGAGAAGUACCUCUUGAGUAAAAAAUAUGCCUCCCAAGUUCAAGCGCCACCUAAAUGACGAUGAUGUCACUGGUUCUGUGAAAAGUGAAAGGAGGAAUCUUUUGGAAGAUGAUUCAGAUGAAGAAGAAGACUUUUUUCUAAGGGGACCAUCUGGACCAAGAUUUGGACCUAGAAGUGAUAAAAUUAAGCAUGUUCAGAAUCAGGUGGAUGAAGUUAUUGAUGUCAUGCAAGAAAAUAUUACAAAGGUAAUUGAAAGAGGGGAGAGACUAGAUGAACUACAGGACAAAUCAGAAAGCUUAUCGGAUAAUGCAACUGCUUUUAGCAACAGAUCGAAACAACUUCGAAGGCAAAUGUGGUGGCGUGGAUGCAGAAUAAAAGCCAUCAUGGCUUUGGUUGCUGUUACCCUUUUGCUAGUGAUUAUCAUUCUUAUAGUCAUGAAAUACCGUACUUGAUUUGGUGACAGAGAUCUUCAUUAUGCAAGAUCUGGGACAACAGUAAUAAAAGAUUGCUGCAUAAUUUAAAUGAAACCCAUGUAUAUAACUUUCAAAACUUCUUUUUCAAGAAACUAAGAGGCAAGUAUCACUUCAAAUUGGAGCAUUGAGAAUGUCCAGUUAUCUUCUUCCCUUCUAACAAAAUGUGUCUUUAAAAAUUAUGUUUAAGGCAAAGAUAGCCAGCCUCUAUUUUGCCAUAUUCCAAGGAUCUAAUUUGAAACCGGAUACUUGCCAGUUUAUUGUUUGUAUACAUAAUUAAACAGUGAUGGCGAUACUGCAGACUGUUAGUAGAAGGACCUGCAUUAUCGCAUCGACCUGGGGUCAGACCAGGAGUCCAGAAAGAAGCCCAUGGAGAGCACCAGAUCAUUGUGCUAAGACAUGCACCGUCGUUCCAUCGGUAUUUGCGAGAUUCUUCACACAUUACAGUUGCUUUGCGAGCAAUUUCCACGUUUAUGGGCGUAACAAAAGCUAAAUGUUGUAAAUGUUGCUGCCUUCAGCUAUAACUAAAACAUUCCAGUAAACCUAUUUUUGACUGUAUAAGGGAAUGUGUAGUAAUUUUUUGGCAUUUGGAUUAUGGAACUGGAAAAUUUAAACAAUAUGAAAAGCAUAGUAUGGCACCAUAAAACUGGAGAUAAUAAAAUUCUUGGAGAACAUCAUUGGAGUGUUUGAACAUGAAUAGCAUGGUUCAGUCUGAUUCCAGUUAGCCUGCAAUAAGGAGGGACAAUCCUGAUGUGAGUAAAUGAAAUCCACAGGUAACUUAUUCCUUAAUUUUGUUUUCUUUGAUAGCUUCCCUCUUUAGUCCUUCUGCCAGAAGUGCUAAAAGUAGCAAAAUCGUCUUAGAACUUGCUACUUUUGCAUUCCUGAUCAUCCCGAGAGAUGCAUGUUGUACAAUCAA
This is a messenger RNA of Panthera uncia (snow leopard), 1981 nucleotides long. It is a transcript of the gene VAMP4, whose product is annotated as vesicle associated membrane protein 4. Bases 622 to 1047 code for a protein of 141 amino acids. The transcript has 9 exons. The record is from RefSeq and is a predicted model, not a curated record. NCBI's taxonomy places the organism in Eukaryota, Metazoa, Chordata, Mammalia, Carnivora, Felidae. Gene Ontology annotation, biological process: vesicle-mediated transport; Golgi ribbon formation. Gene Ontology annotation, cellular component: membrane.